Plasmodium malariae is the source of this 2286-nucleotide messenger RNA. RefSeq names its product small subunit rRNA processing factor, putative. Bases 1 to 2286 code for a protein of 761 amino acids. Lineage: Eukaryota; Apicomplexa; Aconoidasida; Haemosporida; Plasmodiidae. Gene Ontology annotation, cellular component: small-subunit processome; nucleolus. The transcript has a single exon. The record is from RefSeq and is a predicted model, not a curated record. Gene Ontology annotation, biological process: maturation of SSU-rRNA from tricistronic rRNA transcript (SSU-rRNA, 5.8S rRNA, LSU-rRNA).
AUGAAGAAGAAAAAAAAUUAUAUGUUAGUUGAUACCAGCAAAAUUAAGUUUGUUGAGAAUUCCGAAUCGGAAGAUGUUGAAUUUGAGGAUGAUGUCAAUAGUAGUAAUGUGGAAAACUUUAAUUCCGUGGAUGAUACUUUAAGUGAUAGUAACAAUGAAAGUAGUGACCUCAAAUCUACAAGCGGUAAAAAAAAAAAGAAAAAAAAGAAAAGUUUUGAUGAUAGUGAUAGUGAUAGUGAUAAUGAUAAUGAUAAUGAUAAUGGCGGUGAUGAAGACAAAGACGACGAAGUAGAAAACGAAAAAGAUGACGAUUUCAUAAAGAUAUCUUGGGAGAAAGAUAAAAGAAAUUACUAUCAAUAUGAAAGUGAAAAUUCGUCAAGUGAUAAUGAAGAAAACGAUGAAAGAAUAAAAGAAGCUAUUUAUCUAAAUAAAAAAGAAAAAGAGAAUUUGAAUGAAAAUGAUUUUGAUUUAUGUGACAUCUAUAUGACAGAAAAAGAGGACAAGAUUUUAGAAAAAAAAAAGGGGGGCCAUGGCAUAGAUGAGGAAGAGAACAUUAUUAAAAGACUAAUUAGCGAUGUGAGUAAGGAUUUAAAAGGCAAAAAAAAUGAAAUAACCUUAGAAGGUAAGAAUAAAAAGGAAAUUGAACAAAUAGUUAUGAGUGAACAACAAGAAUAUAAAAUUCUUUUAAAGGAGUUGUCUUCGAAUAUUCAAAAAGUUUUUAAUGAAAUUAAUGAUAAUAAAAAAUUAUUUGAAUUUAAGGAAAUUGAUGAAAAUAAUGUUAGUCCAUCUGAUAUUAAUAAGAAUACUUUACUUUAUCUUAAAAAAAAAAAUGAAACAAUGUUAACUUACAUUAUAUAUAUUACAUAUUAUGUGUUUCUUAAAAUUAUGAAUUGUUAUACUCAUAAUCACCCAGUACUAGAUAAAUUAAUAUAUAUGAACACAAUCAUUUCAAAAACAAAUGAUUUAGACAGUAAAAUAAAGUUCAAAAUUCAGCAGCUAAAUAAAUCCUCGGGUAGAGAGUUGGGCGAAUUAGGGUCAUCAAAAAAGAAUGGUGAGACUAUAUCUAAAAAGGUGAAGAUGAGAGAAAAUGUUAGUAAAGGAGCGAAUGAACUAGAGUUAGAUGACGUGGAAGAAGAUAGUGAGGAUGAGGAUAAUGUUGAGGAUGAAGAUGAUGUUAAUGAUACGGAAGAUAAUGAUGAGGAAGUCGAUGAUGAGGAAGUUAAUGAUGAGGAAGUUGAUGAUGAGGAAGUUGAUGAUGAGGAAGUUGAUGAUGAGGAAGACGAUGGUGACGAAGAUGAUGAUGAGGAAGACGAUGGUGACGAAGAUGAUGAGGCUCAGGAUGGCGAAGUAAAUGGUGAUAACGAAAAAUACAAAAACAAAAAAUAUAAAAUCAGCAAAAGCCUUAUAACGGAAUACACAGAUAGUCACAUAAGGGAAAAGGAGAAGGAAGAAAAGAAAAAGAAAAGGGAAAAAAUUAAAAAUGAGAGAAACGUAUUUUUAAAGGAAAUAAAAGAUAUGGUAUCAAAUAGACCAGAAAAAAUCGAAGAACAUAAUUAUAUGAAGAAAAUGGAGGAAAAGUUAAUGCAUUUUGAUGAAAAAAUUUUAAAUAAAAAAAUUAAAGCAUUAAAUAAAAAGAAAAACAAGCUGAAUAAUUUAAGUAACGUUGGAAUGACAUCCAAUGAUUUAUUGAAAUUUGUGGAAUUACCCGAAAUGAACCAAGAAGAGAAAAAUAAGAAUUUGGAAGAAAAGAAAAUUUUUAGAAGCAACAUUAAUAAAAUCAAACAAAUGAAGAAAAAUAAAUUAACAAAUAACGUGAAUGACGACUUUGUUUCCUUUAAAAAGUUUGACAAAAUUAAUAGCAGAUAUACCUCAUAUAAGAGUGAAGAUUACAAUAAUUCUAAUAAUGCUAAAUUUGGAAAGAACAUAUAUAAUGAAAUAGAUGAUGAAAAAAUCAAAAGUAUGAUAAGCUUUAAAAAAAAGAGAAAAGAAAAUAAAAAAUUAAACUUGGAACAAAAAAAUAGAGAAAUACGAAAAAAAUUAGUGGACGAAGAAAAUGAAAUAAGUGAUAGAAGAAUACCAAAUAAAAAUAUUAUACAAAAUAAGGGCUUAGUACGAAAGAGAAAAUCAACCGAUGGAAAUGCAAGAGUUCAUAACAAAAUUAAAUUUAUGAAAAAAAUGAAAACCUAUAAUAGUCAACAUCCAAAAUUAAAAGUUCAUGAAAAUAAUUAUUCAGGCGAAAAAAGAGGAAUAAAUCCAUACCUAAAAAAAUCCAUAGAUAUCAAAUAA